AUGGAUGAUGAUGUGGUCGAGCUGAAUAACGUUGAAAAUCUCUGCAGACUAUGUCUAUCAUCAGACGACCCCAAGUCUCCGAUAUUCGGGCUCCAGGAGGCGUCGGUCUCGCUAGCGGAUAAAAUUCAAGCAUGUCUAUCAAUCGAGAUUUUGCUGACUGACAAAUUCUCAAAGCUGAUUUGCCUUAAGUGUCUCAAAAGCGUCAAUCAGUGGCAUAAUUAUAAGGAAUCAUGUCUCAAGUCUCAGGAAAAGCUGCAAAGGUGGCUUGUCAAGCAAGCAGAAAUUACUGUCGCUAUGCCAGCAAUAAAGACCGAGCCACUGGACAUAGAAAUAUACGAAGACAAUAUCGAGAUCGUUGAAAUGUCCGAAGAUGAAUUGAACCACGAACUACCAAAUGAUAAGAUUAAUUCAUCGGAAAUGGCCACCCGUGCGAGCCACCGGAUGGAUAUUAAUUUACACAACGCAGCAGAACCAACCGACGACGAGGAGGACCUGGAUUGUAACAUUGACGUGGAAUCAAUAAACGAGAACGAGACCGAGAGUGAACUGUUACUGAACCCAAUGGCCCUGGGCGCGAACAAGAACAUGGAACCCGACUCUACCCAAAAAUUCAACGUCCGCGCAGUCAGAAAAAAAGUACGCCGCGGUCCCCACACCCACUUCCGCGGUCCAAGAACCUUCAAGCGUCGUUGUCCCGACUGCCAGCACGUUCUCCACUCAAAAUCCUCCUACGCCCGGCAUAUAAACCGGUACCACCGCGAUGGACCCACAGCAGAGCUCUCUAAUUCUAUCCCGAACUCCCAGCACAAUGGCGCCCCCUAUCCGAGCGAAGACGCGCAGUCAGCAGCUGAAGAAAUCGAGGACGUCGAAGACGAGCUGGUCAGUCUCGAAAAAGACGCUCCCCUCACCCAGGUCCAGGAGUCAAUUAUCAGCCAGCUUAAGACCUUUUCCUGCUACGCCUGUCAGCAGUCCUUCAACGACCGUCGCAGCACUUUGAACCACAUCCGCCAGCACAUGCCCGACCUAAGACCCUACACCUGCAUCGCCUGUCUCACCGAGUUCCCCGAUCGUUCCAUUUACAAGCUCCACUGCGGCGCUUCCUUCGAAUGUGCCAUGAAGAUCGCCCUGGUGGUUCCCAAGCACGGAACAGAGAAGUACUUCACCUGCAACAUGUGCUUGAGACCCAUGCCGAACCGCAAGGAGCUGAUUGCUCACUUGUCCAAGCAUUCGGAUCGCCAGUACGAGCAGUUGACCGCACCCGGUAAGAAACCUCCCAAGUUGAAGCCAGUCAGUUCGAAUUCAAAUUCUGCUGGUCAACUUCCAGCAAAGUCUACUACUUCUAGCGCUGCUUCUACCACAAUUGGACCCUAUCGGAACGGGGAUCCAGCUCACAAUCACACCUGCGAUUUCUGUGGGAUGAUUUACCGCUACAAGCCAAAUAUGAUAAAGCACCAGGACCUUUGCAAGCGAUUGCCUCCAGAGGAACGGACUUCCUACCGUUGCGUUCAUUGCGGUAUGACUUUCCUGGUUUUCAAAAAGUUCCAGUCUCAUAUUGCUGCUGAACACAACAAAAAAGAGCUCAUUUGCUUCGUUUGUAACAGCAAAUUUCGGUACGCAAAUGAAUUUUUAAUUCACCAUCAGAAGCACCGGAUGAUAAACAAAACCGCAGAGACCCACGCGAUGAACCAUUGGAACAAAACUGUUACCAUGAAAUACGGCUGCGCUGUUUGUCCAGAGCAAUUUGAUACUAAAGCUGAGUUGGCUGAUCAUCGCACGACUCACUUGAAGGUUAAGAUCUUCUCCUGUAGCAUUUGCCGAAGAAUGUUUGGCAAUUCUCAGGCGCUUAAGGAACACAUGAGCGAGGACCAUUCUCCGGAAUUGGACCCUAAUAUUUCGGCGUUGGACUUCCUGGACCAGAGUAAUGAACUUCCGAACACCAGUAACUGGUCGGUUAACACAGACCCGGGAGCUCGAAGUACCGAGUGCACUGUUUGUGGAAAAGUAUUCGCGAAUUAUCCGAAUUUACGGAGACACAUCAGAUCGGUUCAUGCUGGUGAUGAUAGAUUCAAUUGUUCCAAGUGUACCAAAACGUUUACCAGCGAAGCGGAACUUGCUGAACACAAUGAGAACGCGCAUACUGAGGCUACCCAUCGUUGCAAGUUCUGCAAGAAGAAGUUCUCCAAUAAUCGUGCCCUGGAGUCGCAUCAGCAGACCGCUCAUGGGGUCAAUGAUAUUAAUUUGGCUUGCGAUAUUUGUGGCAAGCAAUUUGGAAAUGAAACUUCGUUGAAAAUCCAUCGAGGACAUCAUUUCCGGCGCGACUCAAGGCUCAGUAUUCGGAACAUGCCGCAUCCCAUGGACCAGGUCCAGGUUGAGAUGAACGAGUCAGUGGAGAUUGUGUCACCUAGAUCUGGUCGGAAGAAAUCUACUCACCGAAGGUCGUCUUCGCCGAAGACUUCGGAAUUAAAGUGUCAGGUUUGCGAUGACAAGUUCUCGGAUGUUCAUGAUCUGAGGAAGCAUUUGUGGGAUGUACAUUGCGCGAAGAACAAAUCUGAAAAAUCUUUUAUGGAAGAAAAUUCACUGCAGUGCGAACUUUGUACCAAUGUUCUGCCGGAUGAAAAGAGUCUGGAGGAACACAUGAAGUGGCACAAAGACAAUCCUAUUUUAUCGGAUGGAUUGCCGAGGGCUGUAGAUAUUUCUUGCGACGUUUGUGGCAAGUUUUACAGCUCGAUGAAAGCCCUGUGGAAGCACAAGAAGCUGCACAGCAAAACUGGAGUUACUAUGAAGUUUUCUUCGGUUAAAAAAGCUGCGCUUUCACAGUUCCCCUGUCCAGUUUGUAGGAAAGUAUUUGGGAACGAAACUUCAAUGAAGAAACACAAAGCGGCUGCGCAUUACGCGCGGCGCACUAUUGCUGCGCCUAUUGUUACGACAAAGGUGGCGCGAAAGUCGAUCAAUGAAGGUGAGGUUAGGCCCAAGAGACCUAAAUUAGAUUUUGAUAUUAUUCGCAAGGCUUACAAUCUAGAACCGAGCGGUUACGUCGCUGGUGGAAGUAAUAGUAAUAAUAAUAGUAAUAGUAGUAAAAAACCGGUUACUUGUGGAAUUUGCAAAAAAUUAUUACCGAGUAUGAGCUCGUUGUACAAACACCGGCAAAACGUCCAUAAAAAUUUUGACAAAUCGUUGGAGAACAACGAAGACAACAGCAGAAACGACUCAAUUUCUAGAAACGAGGAAGAGAGUCCCGGAAAAUCUCGGGUUCCUUGUACCGAGUGUGACAAAGAAUUUUCUACCUUGUCAAACAUGAAGCAACAUUUGACUAAAGUCCACGGUAACGGGAAUAAGUACCACUGCAGCGCUGAUGGGUGCAAUCAGUACUUCAACUCGCCCUUGGCUAAGCAGUUACAUGAAAAAACGCACAUGAAUGUUCUAUACAGGUGCGCUAUCUGUGCGCGUCAUAUGUUCCAGCGCAGUGCGAUGAUUCAGCACCUUACUACUGAGCACAAAGGUCAAUACUCGUCUAGUGUUGAAAAAAGCCUUUACAAGAAAACUGACUUGAGCAAUUACCAAGUUCACGGAGCUGAAGGACGUGUCUGUCCAGUUUGUAAUGUUACUUACCCUAAUAUUAAAGCCAUGAAGAUUCACUACGUUAAAAUUCAUGAAAAUAGUUAA
Molecule: messenger RNA, 3663 nt
Organism: Cotesia congregata
Lineage: Eukaryota; Metazoa; Arthropoda; Insecta; Hymenoptera; Braconidae
Source: the annotation of a GenBank genome assembly